This is a messenger RNA of Cavenderia fasciculata, 2679 nucleotides long. RefSeq names its product pleckstrin domain-containing protein. The transcript has 3 exons. Bases 1 to 2679 code for a protein of 892 amino acids. The record is from RefSeq and is a predicted model, not a curated record. Lineage: Eukaryota; Evosea; Eumycetozoa; Acytosteliales; Cavenderiaceae.
AUGGAACCAACAAUAUUAUUACCAAACGAAGAAAGAUCUAAUCAAUUAGUAAAUAUAAUUGUAGUUGGUCCAACAUGGUCUGACAAGGUCAAGAGUACAUUGGCAGCAUUCAUACGAGAUUUAUUAAAUGUUGAACAAAGACAAAAAUUGGAACAACAAAUUAGAUUGGAAAACGAAAAAUACAACCAAAACAAUACUCAAGAAACGAGUAGAGGAGAAUCGAGUGCAGAAUGUUACAACAAAUCGACACUAUUGGAUUUAAAUUUGAAUCAACCCAAAGUACAAGCACUGGUUCAUUGGAAACUUUUAGAAUAUGCAAUCUCUGAAUUGGACUAUUUGGACAUUAUCUUGGAUGAAUGUAAAGAUAGUAUGAAUCAAAUCGAAGGUGGCGAUAAAGAACAUAAUACAAAAGUCCUCAAUAAUAUAAAUAAUAGACUUGAAGAUAUUUCAAUUGUAAUUAAAUUCUUAUCAAAAUCUAAUAAUAUUAAAUCUUCAAUUGAAUAUAAUGAAUUAUUAGCAAGUGUUGAAUCACAUAUUAAAAGAACAAAAAUUAGAGUUAAAAGUCAAUUAAAUCAAGUUAGAAAUAAUGAUGAAUAUUCAAAUGUUUUAAAAUAUGGUUGGAUUGAAAAAAGAUGUGGUACUAAACAAACUUUUAGAACUUGGAAAAAGAUGUAUUUUUUAUUAAAACAAGGAGGAGAAUUACAAUAUUAUAUAAAAGAUAAAAAUCAUAGAAAGAGUGUCAUUCAAUUAAAUGGAGCAGCAUCACCAUCGAUGCAAAAACAAAAAUAUCAAAAUUUGGAAGGAGAAUUGGGUAAAAAGAAACAAGGCAAGGGAUGGAAAGUGAGAUGGAUGCGUCUUACCGAUCAUUCAUUGAUGUAUUUCCAGUCGCACAAGGAACGUAAUCCAUUGGGUAUCAUUAAUUUGGCCGAAUGUAAAGAAUGUUCCAUCUACAAGGAAGACAGUAACAAGUUUGUGGUGGUACUAAACACUGAGAGUUUCUAUUUCAAGACAAACUCACCCGAAGAGUUACAACGUUGGGUAGAGGCUGUACGAACACGUCUAUCUUGUAAUGCUGAACAACAAAACAACAAGAUGGACCUAUCACUCUUUUGUCUCAAAGGUAUUAUCGAUUUGACAAGUGUCUCUCAAAUUGUUGAUUGUCAAAAAUUUGGAAACACUCAACCUCACUCGGUCACCAUUCAAAAUGAGAAAAAGAAUUAUUAUCUAUCGUUUGAUCAAGAACAAACUAAAUUGGAUUGGUAUAAUCUAUUGAUGGAACAAUUUAAAUUGAGUGGUGGUGAAAGUCGUCGUGCAUCAUUUAUUGGUAAUCAUCAACAUCAUCACCAUUCUCCAUUGACCAAGGUUUCAAGUGCUGGAUCAGUUAUUUCAGCCAUUACAGGAGGUCGUGUAACACUAUCACCAUUGUCUGAUCGGUCUGGAACCACUCAACAUUUAUCAGCACCCUCUACCCCUCUAUCUACCCCUGCAUCCCCUUCAUCAUCUGCUACCAAUAUUCAACGUAAAUGGGAAUUUGGUUCAAUUAAACCAACUGGCAAUAGUGGUGGUGGUGGUGGUAGUUCAUCUCCAUCAAAUAGUAGUCAAAAUAUUUCCUAUUAUAAUAAUAAUAAUAAUGAUGAGGGAAAUGAAUUUGCAUCACAAAUAUUUAAAAAGAAUCCAAAUAGUUUCUUAUCAAGAUCAUCUUUAAAACAAAGAAUUCAACAACAAAAAGAACAAGAAAAGGAAAUGGAAAAGGAAAUGGAAAAGGAAAUGGAAAAGGAAAUGGAAAAGGAAAAGGAAGAAGAAGAAGAAGAGUCGGAAACUACUACUACUGCAAAGACCUCUACUACCAUUUCUACCACAUCUACUACAUUACCACCAAAAUUAAAUUUAUUAAUUUCAACAACACUUAGUGAUUCAACAAGUGGAAAAGGAUCAGAUGAUAGUGGUAGUAGUGGUGGAGAAGAAGAUAGUAAUAGUAGUGGUGGAGAAGAUGGUGAAGGAUUAAAUGCAAUGCCAAUGUCAUUGAGAAGCGAGAUUAUGCGUAGAUCAGCCAUCAAUAUGACCAAGACCUUCAAGUUGGAGGUUUCCUUGCCAAUUGACGCACAAGACAAUGAAACGUACACCUUUUUAUUCUCAGACAGUGUGUUGGUCGACCAAGUCAAAUCAUUUAUCUUUAGACGUGUCGCCUCACUCCAUUCUUUACCCAUCCUCGAUUAUCGAUUAGGUCUUGACGAAGACAACAUUUUAGAGAUUGAAUUCUUGAAAUUUAUCUACUCUAAUACUCUUAUCGAAUUGGCAUUAAAGACUUGUGGUAUUGUUCGUUGUGGUAUCUAUCAUUGUCGUAAAGAUCGUCGUACAAAAGAAAAAUUAUAUCCUGAAAAGUUUGGAACUAAAUCACAACCAACAAAUAAUAUUAUUAAUAUCAGCAGUAGCAGUCCUCAACCAACAACAAAUACAACCAUUACAAGAACUACUUUACCAUCUUUAUUACCUUCAUCUUUGGUUAUUAAUAAUGAUGAAUCGAUCACCUCAACCAAUUCACCAACACCUAUUAAUACUACUACUGGAUUUAUAACAAAAUCAACAAGUUUUGAUGGUGCUGAUCAAGUAGAAAAAGAAGAAAAAGAAGAAAAAGUACAAAGAAGAAGGAUCAAUUAUACAGGUAGUUUCAAAGAUUGA